Aspergillus ibericus CBS 121593 is the source of this 2106-nucleotide messenger RNA. Its product is annotated as pyruvate kinase CDC19. Bases 155 to 1735 code for a protein of 526 amino acids. Lineage: Eukaryota; Fungi; Ascomycota; Eurotiomycetes; Eurotiales; Aspergillaceae. Gene Ontology annotation, molecular function: potassium ion binding; pyruvate kinase activity; magnesium ion binding. The record is from RefSeq and is a predicted model, not a curated record. Gene Ontology annotation, cellular component: cytoplasm. Gene Ontology annotation, biological process: glycolytic process. The transcript has 9 exons.
GCAGACAGCGGACGAGGGCGUCACCCGUCACGGGUCUGAAUUGAGUUUUUGGGGGAUAGAUAUCUGGCGAUAGUGCCGGGGCAAGAAUAAAUGAAAGAUAUCUCAUUAAUAAUGGGAAUUGGGGACUGUGCUGUAAAAGACAUCAUCCUUCACUAUGGCUGCCACCAACUCCCUCGACCACCUGAGCAACCGCAUGAAGCUGGAGUGGCACUCCAAGCUCAACACCGAGAUGGUGCCCUCCAAGAACUUCCGCCGCACCUCCAUCAUCGGCACCAUCGGUCCCAAGACCAACUCCGUGGAGAAGAUCAACGCUCUCCGCAGAUCCGGUCUGAACGUUGUUCGUAUGAACUUCUCUCACGGCUCUUAUGAGUACCACCAAUCCGUCAUCGACAACGCCCGUGAGGCCGCCAGAACCCAGACCGGCCGUCCUCUCGCCAUUGCUCUGGACACCAAAGGUCCCGAGAUCCGUACCGGAAACACUCCCGGCGAUGUGGAUAUCCCCAUCAAGCAGGGCCACGAGCUCAACAUCACCACUGACGAACAAUAUGCCACUGCCUCCGACGACAAGAACAUGUACCUGGACUACAAGAACAUCACCAAGGUGAUCUCGCCCGGCAAGCUCAUCUAUGUCGAUGAUGGUAUCCUUUCCUUCGAGGUCCUGGAGGUCGUUGACGACAAGACCCUGCGUGUCAAGUGCUUGAACAACGGCAACAUCUCUUCCCGAAAGGGUGUCAACUUGCCCGGCACUGACGUCGACCUUCCCGCUCUCUCCGAGAAGGACAUUGCCGAUCUCCGCUUUGGUGUCAAGAACGAUGUUGACAUGGUCUUCGCUUCUUUCAUCCGUCGCGGCAGCGACAUCCGCCACAUCCGUGAGAUUCUCGGCGAGGAGGGCAAGGAGAUCCAGAUCAUUGCCAAGAUCGAGAACCAACAGGGUGUCAACAACUUCGACGAGAUUCUCGAGGAGACCGACGGUGUCAUGGUCGCCCGUGGUGACCUUGGUAUCGAGAUCCCCGCCCCCAAGGUCUUCAUCGCCCAGAAGAUGAUGAUCGCCAAGUGUAACAUCAAGGGUAAGCCCGUCAUCUGUGCCACUCAGAUGCUCGAGUCCAUGACGUACAACCCUCGUCCCACUCGUGCCGAGGUGUCUGAUGUUGCCAACGCCGUCCUGGAUGGCGCCGACUGUGUCAUGCUGUCGGGAGAGACCGCCAAGGGCUCUUACCCCGAGGAGGCCGUCAAGAUGAUGUCCGAGACCUGCCUGCUCGCCGAGGUUGCCAUCCCCCACUUCAACGUGUUCGAUGAGCUCCGCAACCUUGCUCCCCGCCCCACCGACACCGUUGAGUCCAUUGCCAUGGCUGCUGUUUCCGCCAGUCUGGAGCUCAACGCCGGUGCCAUUGUUGUCUUGACCACCAGUGGUAAAACCGCUCGCCUCCUUUCCAAGUACCGCCCCGUCUGCCCCAUUGUUAUGGUUUCCCGUAACCCCAAGGCCACUCGGUACUCUCACCUGUACCGCGGUGUCUGGCCCUUCCUCUUCCCCGAGAAGAAGCCCGACUUCAACGUCAAGAUCUGGCAGGAGGAUGUUGACCGCCGUCUCAAGUGGGGUAUCUCCCACGCUCUUAAGCUCGGCAUCAUCAACAAGGGCGACAACAUCGUCUGUGUCCAGGGAUGGCGCGGCGGUAUGGGCCACACCAACACCGUCCGUGUGGUCCCUGCUGAGGAGAACCUCGGCCUGGCUGAGUAAAUGCAAUCCGGGAUGCCACCGUGCGGUGGAUGACGCGGUAACGACAGCGAUUGGAUAGAAGCGCCAAGGGGGUGUCUCUGGAUAUCGUAGACCGGUCUCGUCACGACGCGACGACCAGGGAGUCUGCACGCGAGCAGGCUGCUUGUGUCUUCACUGCGAGACUCGUUAGUCGGGGUAGGACGAGGAGCACCAGGAGUGCGCACUUGGGUCUACCACAUCAUUCUUUGACCCGGACGCGCUGGGGGCGGCACGCACCUUUGGAGACGUAAUCUGUAUUCAUCUUGAUUUGACGUUAGUUAGCCAGCCAUAUGGUGGACUUUGCUGCGAUCAAAAGCUAGAUUAAUAAGUUAUCCAUUCAUGGCUGAAUGAUA